Molecule: messenger RNA, 2897 nt
Organism: Boeremia exigua
Lineage: Eukaryota; Fungi; Ascomycota; Dothideomycetes; Pleosporales; Didymellaceae
Product: P-loop containing nucleoside triphosphate hydrolase protein
Exons: 3
Coding region: 95-2890 (931 amino acids)
Cellular component (GO): membrane; microtubule; cytoplasm
Molecular function (GO): GTP binding; microtubule binding; GTPase activity
Source: RefSeq, a predicted model, not a curated record
CACCAGGCAUCGCAGCCAGCACUCGCCAACGUCGCGCGACAGGUAUCGCAAGUCCUAUGACCCUCGCGUCCGACAAACAGCACACGUUUCCAUCAUGAGCGGCAGGCUCGUCUCUGCACGCCUCGCAACGCUCGCGCGCCGGACCGCACUGCACACGCCACGCCGGUACACGACGCACUCGCUCCCCGCCGGUGGUCUCCUACGCAAUGAAGCGGGCCUGCGCCUGAUCAAACGGCGCCCGUGGCCGCUCGGCAGCUACGCACUGCACAACCUGCCCGCCACACGCUCCAUCUCCUUUGCACGUGUCAUACCCAAGCUGGUCACCAAGUUCGCGACCGCUGGAGCCGCUGCUGGGGGCGCUGUGAUUGCAGGCGUCUCGUAUAUCCAGUACCAGGCCGGCCAGGCCGGCAGCUUUGCCAUCGAUCUCUUUGGUCGCGCGAAGGAUGGCGUGGGCAACGUCGCGGGCGGCGCGCUCGACUCGGCAAACAGCUUCUUCGGCCAGAUUGACCAGGGCUGGCGCAAUACAAAGGAGAACUUGGAGAAGGCCGAAUACCCUGAGUGGCUGCAGAAGCUGCUGGCUGGAGACGAGUCCGGCGGCGCAGGAGGCGGCGGCGGCCAAGGCCCUGAAGAACCUAAGAAGAGCGGCGGCGCGGGCACUGCUGCUGCUGGUGCCUCGACAGCGGCUGCAUUUGGAUCUUCGCAGGAGGACGACACCAACGCGAACGAGGCCGAGAAGAUCGCCAGGGACGAGCAGAUGAUGAUGCUCACCAAGAAGAUGAUCGAGAUCAGAGGGCUGCUGCAGACGGUCGGCCAGUCGGACUCGCUGACGCUGCCGUCCAUCGUCGUCAUCGGCUCGCAGUCCUCUGGGAAGAGCUCAGUACUGGAGGCCAUCGUCGGACACGAGUUCCUCCCCAAGGGCCACAACAUGGUCACGCGCCGCCCCAUCGAGCUGACUCUCGUCAACACGCCCGACGCGCAAGCCGAGUAUGGAGAGUUCCCUGCGCUGGGCCUCGGCAAGGUCACCGACUUCAGCCAGAUCCAGAGGACACUGACCGAUCUGAACCUGGCCGUACCUGCGUCCGACUGCGUUUCUGACGACCCCAUCCAGCUGCGAAUCUACUCGCCCAACGUACCAGAUCUCUCCCUGAUCGACCUGCCCGGCUACAUACAAGUCGUGGGGCGGGAUCAGCCACCUGAGCUGAAGGAGCGCAUCUCCCAGCUGUGUGAGAAGUACAUCAGGGCGCCCAACGUCAUCCUCGCCAUCUCGGCCGCCGACGUGGAUUUGGCAAACAGCACCGCCCUGCGAGCAUCGAGGAAGGUCGACCCGCGUGGCGAGCGGACUAUUGGUGUCAUCACGAAGAUGGAUCUUGUUGACCCCGAACGCGCUGUCAGCCUGCUCAGCGACAAGAAGUACGCCCUGCGACUGGGCUAUGUCGGCGUCGUCUGCCGUGUGCCAGCCGGGGCAGGCGGCGGCAAGCUGUUCCAGCGAGGCAGCGGCAACAUCCAGACCGCCAUUGCGAAGAACGAGAACGCCUACUUCAGCUCGCAUGCCGAGUUUGCACCCGAAGCACAGCUCGACAUUGGCACAAAAAGCCUCAAGAAGAAGCUGAUGCAUGUUCUUGAACACACCAUGGCAGCCAGUCUGAAGACCACCAGCGAGGCCAUCCAGCGCGAGCUAGCUGAAGCGACGUACGAGUUCAAGGUUCAGUACAACGAGCGCCCAUUGAGCGCCGAGUCCUAUCUCGCGGAAUCGCUCGACUCCUUCAAGCACUCCUUCCGCGGCUUCACCGAGUCCUUUGGCCGCCGCGAGGUGCGCGAACUCCUCAAGCACGAGCUCGACCAGCAGGUCCUCAAUCUCCUCGCACAGCGCUACUGGAACCGGCCCUUCGACGAUCUCAGCCCGCCGCUCCCCGAAACCGACCCGCUCAGCAGCCUCGCAAAAGCCGACCCCGAAGGCGAAGACUCGAUCUGGAAGAUCAAGCUCGACAGCUCCAGCGCCGCCCUCACCAAGCUCGGCGUCGGCCGCCUCGCCACCAGCGUCGUCGCCACCGCCCUCCAGCGCAACGUCGAGUACCUGAUCAGCACCUCGCGCUUCGCCGCACACCCCUUCGCGCGCCAAGCCAUCACCGAGGCCUCGACCGCCAUCCUCAAAGACCUCUCCUACGACAUCUCCGACGAGCUGGAAAUCUGCAUCAAGCCGUACAAAUACCGCAUCGACCUCGACGACGCCGAGUGGGCGCGCGGCCGCACAAACGUCACCGCCGUGCUCAAGGAGGAGCUCAAGACCGCCGAGGCCGCGGCCCGCCGCCUCGACGACGCCGUCGGCGGCCGCAAGAAAGUAAAGGACGUCAUGUCGUUCAUCGACCGCGUGCGCAGCGGCGCCGUCGUGCUCGAGGGCGACGGCUCCGGCGGCGCCGGCGGCUACAGCCAGGCGCUGCUUGACCGAGGCCGCGAAGCCGUCUUCCUCCGCGACCGCAUCGCCCUCCUCACCCUCCGCCUCAGCGCCCUAAAAUCCCGCCCCUGCGCCUCCCCCACCGCGAAAUACACCUGCCCCGAGAUCUUCCUCGACGCCGUCGCCGCAAAACUCACCACCACCGCCGACCUCUUCCUCGACGCCGAACUGCUCUCGAAGUUCUACUACCAGCUCCCGCGCGAGCUGGAUGUGCGCCUCGGCCGUGGGUUGUCCCGUGACGAGAUCGAGCGGUUUGCGCGUGAGGAUCCGAAGAUUAGAAGGCAUUUGGAUGUUGUGAGGAGAAAGGAGGGGCUCGAGAGGGUGCUUAAGGAGGUCGAGGGGUUGAGGCAGUUGGAGGCUAGGGAGAAGAGGGCGGGGAGUCGGGAGAGGGAGAGGGAGAGGGGGGGGCGGAAGGGCGCGGGGUGGAGUUUGUUUUAGAUGGGAG